CCAUGAAUGCAGUCAAGAAAAGGUUCUCUUCUGGCCUGAGCACGUCCAAAUCAACCUCCCCCAAGCUCCCCAUAUCUCCUACCAACCCGGAUAGUAUGGAUGGCCUCUCCCCCGAACUUAUCCCCAUAGUCACUCUCUUAUCGUCUCAAUCCCACCGUCGAUACCAGGAAGGUAUCUUCAUGUUGUACUACGACUUGAACGGGGACGGGAAACCCGCUGAUCGUGAAUGGAAAGAAGUAUAUGGGAUAUUAACAGGUAAUCAAUUGGCCUAUUGGGAUGCUGCCUUUCUCAACCAGUUCAAGAACAACCCCGACGCCUUGUUCCAAACCAGUACCAAACCGGCAUACUUGAACUUCACCGACUCCGUGUACAAUGCCAUGAAAUCUUUACCUGCUGCUAAACAGAACUUGGAUAAUGUCAUUAUCGUGUCGACAACCUUAAAGAAUAGAUAUAUUUUACAGUUUAAGUCGUACAAGGAUUUAAGUGUGUGGUAUUCAGCAUUACGAUUGUCCAAUUAUGAAUAUUCAUCCUUGCAAGAAGCAUACACUGGAGCAUUACUUUCCGCUCGUGGUUCCAGAUUAUCUGAUAUCAGGACAGUGUUGGCUGAGAAACGUUUCGACCAUGAAGAUUGGGUCAGUAUAAGAUAUGGCAGUGGUAUGGCCUGGAAAAGGUGCUUUGCUGUGGUUGAGCCAUCGCAAACAAAACGAAAGUCUUUCACUCCGGGACGAAUCCUCUUUUUUGAAAACGACCAAAAGAAGAAGAAACUGUUGAUGGCAGUGGUCACUAACUGUACCUCGGUCACAGCAAUCUACCCGGAAUCCCCCGCCCUCAUUGACCAUUCAACCAUGUUAAAAUUGGAAGGGUACAUAAACUUUAGCAGUCCAAGUUUAUCCACGAAAGUGUCCAAGAAAGAAGCCGGUGAUUUCAAACACACGUCAAUCUUUCUUAUGCCGGAACAACACUCGUCGGUUCCUGGAUUUGACACCUUGAUCAGGUUCUUGAUCCCAUUGUUUGACUCGUUUGGAUUGUAUGGAAGACCCAAGAAGUUAAAAGCCAAUAGAACCGACCCGGAAUCGUUAUUAUUUGGAUUGCCUACGUUGCCAAGAGUGCAUUAUUUAGAACUAGAAGACAUUUCCCAACUCACCAACUCUGAUUUCUUAUCGUGGGAUAACAAGGGAUGGACAAACCGAAUCAAGCAAAUUAUGAAGUCAAAGUUGGAUCGCGGGUAUGAAGGAUGUGGAAGUAGACGUGGCUACUCGGGUGCAUUAAACUCAUUGAAUUCUCCACUUUCCUCACCAAGAGUCAUGUCCAGUCCUAAGAUGACUCCUAAGUCCCAGUUCUCCAGAGUUUCUCCUCCUCCGGGCUCCAAUUUGCGUCAAGAGCUGUCCCUGACACCACCACCGCCACCAUCAGGACCAAUGCCGGUUGCCGCUGGUCGUGGACUCGAUAAGAAUGUCAAAGACUUGUCUAUUGGUGGACCUGCCCAGAUUCCUCGCUUGCAUAUUGAUGAUAAACACGGUUCGGUACAAUUGGCCGAUAUUUAUCAAAAGUACCAUGAGAUGCAUUUACCAGACCAUGUAGUCAAUGACAGAAAGAACUUACUUAAUGGAGGAACUGUAGAAUUAAUUGAAGAAGAACUCCCUGCUGGAUUUAGACAAUUGGAUCUUAACAAGAACGUGUACCCAGCCAACGAUAAUGAACUCUUUAGUGAAGAAGAAGAAGAAGAAGACGAUGAUGAUGAUGAUAAAAUUGACGUUUCCAGAAUCGGUAUGUCGUCCAAGGAAACUGUGUCUUCUGAUCCAAUUGUUGCUCCUGCUCGUUUAUCCGUACCGCAAAAUUAUGAUCUUAGAAGUGCUAGUAACUCAUCAGUGAUUUCCCCCAUGGCCCAAUUCGACGAUCUUAAAGAACAGUACAAACAGGUUGAAAGAGCACCAUAUCUUGUUGACAGUCCAGAACCUUCACCUUCUCCGCCACCAGUUCCACCGCACACUGCCAAACUCUCUCAUUUGUCAGAAACAAUCAGCAAUGUAAAUCAAGGAACUACAACUACCGAACAGACAUCUAUUCAUUCACAUGCUGGGAGAGUAAGCCAAAUAUCAUCCAGCGAAUCUCAAGAGUCAUUCACUAAGGAAGAGGAAGUUCUCAAUCCAUACCCUGUUGUCCCACCAGCCCAAUACAAGCCAAGACACAUUUCAUCACCAAACACAUCUCAGAACCAAUCUCCUCGUUUCUCCCCGGAAUUGAAACAUGCCGAUCCCGUCUAUCCUGUUUCUCCACCAUUGGACGAUAUUGUUCUUCCUAGCUUACCUGACCAGGCUUCUCCUCAACGUAUACAAACAUCACCACAACACUCGAUGCCAAAACAACGUGCAGCAUACCCUACUACAUCACCACAGCAGACAUACCCUGUAACGUCACCUCAACAAAGAGGUCCACUUCCUCCACAACAACAAGUCCGUCAACAAAUCCCUGCAGGUUUCCAACCUGCACAACCUGCCUAUGGUAAACAACCAAGGAUGGCUACCCCUCCUCAAAACUAUCCUCCGCCACAACAUAAACGUCAACCACCACCUCCACAACAACAAUAUCAGAACCCACAUCAAUAUUUGCAAGACGUGCUUUCACAACCAGGACCUAGUCAACAAAGACCACCUCCACAAAAUUACCCACAGCAGCGUCUGCAACAAAGUAUUCCUCAACAACGUCCACCACCUCAAAAUUACCCACCUCAACAAAGACAACCACCACCACAACAACAGCAGCAGCAGCAGCAACAACAACAUCACCAUCAUCAUCAAAGCUUGAAUGCUCCACCACCGCAACAACGUCAACCAUCUCGGGAAUACCCACCGGUGUCAACGAGAGGAUUCCCACCUAGAAGCAAUGACACACUGCCGGCCUCUCCAGCUGAUCUUCGUGGAUAUGGACUUCCCACACAACAGCAGUAUAGUUAUCAACCACAAGUGCAGCCGCAACCUCAUCAUGCCCAUAGAAAACCUCCACCUAACAUCCCUCGUGAUCUGUAUGACGAUCCCUACGGAAGCACUGCAAGACGUUACUAGACAAUUGAAGCGCAAACCAUUACUAGGUAUCAGUGCAGAAGCUGUGUGUAUUUGUAUAUAUGUAUAUUUAUGUAUAUUUAUGUAUAUUAGAGGUUAAAUUUUCU
Molecule: messenger RNA, 3166 nt
Organism: Spathaspora passalidarum NRRL Y-27907
Lineage: Eukaryota; Fungi; Ascomycota; Pichiomycetes; Serinales; Debaryomycetaceae
Exons: 1
Source: RefSeq, a predicted model, not a curated record